Messenger RNA from Nicotiana attenuata, 2059 nucleotides. RefSeq names its product CBL-interacting protein kinase 18-like. Gene Ontology annotation, molecular function: ATP binding; protein kinase activity. Gene Ontology annotation, biological process: signal transduction; protein phosphorylation. NCBI's taxonomy places the organism in Eukaryota, Viridiplantae, Streptophyta, Magnoliopsida, Solanales, Solanaceae. The transcript has 2 exons. The record is from RefSeq and is a predicted model, not a curated record. The coding region runs from base 543 to 1862 and encodes 439 amino acids.
UUACCUAGUUUUCACUUGCAGAGAAUUAGUAUUAACGUCACAAAUUGAACAUUACAACAAUUGUAUCAAGACAACAGCUUUGUGCUUUUCCUACAAAAAUACAGAUUCACGAAAUUACACAUUUACGACCAGAGCUUGUCUUUUUCUCUAUUUCUAUACCCUCUCAGCUUCGGAUCUUCCGAAGUUGUAUUCUCCUACAAAUUCGUUAAACCAUUUCAGAAAUUUGGCAACAUAUCACUGAAAGCAAAUAUAUUUGGGAUGCAGAAAGAUGGGGUUGAACAUCACCUCUUGGUUCUUAGACGCCUCUGAUUUUCCGUCUGCAUUGGGGUUAUUCUGUUUUCUCCAUAAUGAUUUCAAAUUUGCAGCUCAUACGGCAUUUAAGUUCUCGUGCCAGAUGCACAAUGAAGCCACAGUACUGAAGCACUGCCUUGUUGCAGACGGUUGAACGCCGAAACAAGGCCUCCUGCUCGUGAAAUAAACGAAUUAAUCAUAUCAGCAGGAGAAGAAUUAUUUAUAGUUUAAGGUAGGAUUGUUGGUUGAAAAUGGAGAAGAAAGGAAAUGUAUUGAUGCAGAAAUAUGAAUUGGGGAGAUUAUUAGGUCAAGGCAACUUUGCUAAGGUUUAUUAUGGAAGGAAUCUGAAAACUGGACAGGGUGUAGCUAUCAAGGUUAUUGAUAAAGAGAAGGUUCUAAAGGCUGGAUUGAUAGAACAGACCAAACGAGAGAUAUCUAUUAUGGCACUGGUCAAACACCCACAUGUUUUGCAGCUAUACGAGGUCAUGGCAACUAAGUCUAAGAUUUACUUUGUGAUCGAACAUGCCAAAGGCGGGGAGCUUUUUAACAAGCUGGCAAAGGGGAGGCUCAAGGAAGAUGUUGCUAGAAAGUUCUUUCAGCAACUGAUUGCUGCUGUUGAAUUUUGCCACAGCCGAGAUGUUUAUCACCGUGAUCUCAAACCGGAAAAUCUCCUGCUGGAUGAGAACGGAAACCUAAAGGUCUCAGACUUUGGAUUGAGUGCAUUGGCUGAGUCCAAGCGACAGGAUGGCUUACUCCACACAACGUGCGGUACGCCAGCAUAUGUUGCGCCCGAGGUGAUUGGUAGAAAAGGAUAUGAUGGUGCCAAAGCUGACAUCUGGUCAUCUGGGGUGAUCUUAUUUGUUUUGUUGGCUGGUUAUCUUCCAUUCCAUGACUCAAAUCUUAUGAAUAUGUAUAGGAAGAUAAGCAGGGCAGAAUACAAAUGCCCUAAUUGGUUCCCACUAGAAGUGCGUAAACUUCUCUCUAGGAUCCUCGACCCAAACCCUCAUACAAGGAUUUCGAUAGCCAAAAUUAAGGAAAUCUCCUGGUUUAAGAAAGGGUUGGAAUCCAGACAUGUGAGAACCAAACUAGUACAGAACCAAAAUGUUAAUGCAGAUGCUGUUUCCAGUUCGAGUUUGGAGAAGAGCAUCUGUUCCUGUGACGCAAAGCUAGAGUUGGCAAAACCUAUGAAUCUUAAUGCAUUUGAUAUCAUCUCUCUUUCAAGUGGGUUUGACUUGUCUGGUUUAUUCAUAAGAAAUGAUCAAAAGGAGGAAUUGCAAUUCACAUCAGUGAAGCCUGCCGCGGUCAUCAUAUACAAGCUUGAGGAAGUUGGCAGGAAUCUGAACCUAGAAAUAAAGAAAAAAGAGGGUGGAUUUUUGAGAUUAGAGGGAUCAAAAUAUGGAACUCUAUGCAUUGAUGUGCAAAUAUUUGAAGUUACUGAAUGCUAUUACUUGGUUGAGCUAAGAAGGUCAUGUGGUGAUGCUAUCGAGUACCAAAACAUGUUAACACAAUCUAUUAGACCAGCACUUGAGGAAAUUGUUUGUGCUUGGCAAGGUGUGCAAUCUCAUCAUUAGUAAGUAGAAUCACUAAAAAAAGAGCUUCUGAUUUCCAGAUGCUCACUCUGUCAGUUUAUCUUUUGUAUUUAAGUAGUAGUAUCUAAGCCAAUCCUAAUUCUGUCUGUUUGGUGUGCUAGUACUAAUUGUCAUUUUUCACUAUCUCCCUGUUUUCAGCACCCACCUAUAUAUCCAAGAAACUAUAUUUUCAAUUUGUU